GUAGUCAAUCCUAACCACUGCAUCGAAGAAUGGAUUGACGACAGAGCUGAUGUGAUCUUUUACGAAAGAUUCUUCAACUGGGAAAUUGCUGCCUCCAGCUUUUUGGUAAAAAAUAGUGAAUUUGGGAGAAAAUUCCUGAAAAGCUGGGCAAAUCGCGAGUUCACCCUUCAUGACAAGUGGCAUGGCUCUGACAACGGAGUUCUACAUCUGCAUGUCUUAGACACUGUCCUUCCGGAUGCAGUACAAGAGAGAGCUAAUUGCUACGCCUUAUGGAGGAAGGCAACCGACUAUGACACCUAUAUUGCUAUGGUAUCGUGUGUAAAACAAGCUAUUGGAGCGACGAGACUAUGGCCAGGAAAAAUUCGAUUGUACAGAAGAGCACAUGGAUGGGCUCGCGACUACUUCCUUUCUUUCGACAAGUACAUAGCUUUUUUUCAUGAAUCUGGACAUCCAUGCCUGAAAAAAUCGUUUGUACGGGUGUCGCAGUUGAACUUUGUCGUAGUUGAACUCAAAAGUACAGGCCAUGCUUAUGCCUGA
This is a messenger RNA of Cooperia oncophora, 537 nucleotides long. The record is from the annotation of a GenBank genome assembly. NCBI's taxonomy places the organism in Eukaryota, Metazoa, Nematoda, Chromadorea, Rhabditida, Trichostrongylidae.